Messenger RNA from Effrenium voratum, 1796 nucleotides. The record is from the annotation of a GenBank genome assembly. NCBI's taxonomy places the organism in Eukaryota, Dinophyceae, Suessiales, Symbiodiniaceae.
GGGAGAAGUUACCUCCUCAAGCCAGGUGUGUCCUGGCGCAACGAAGUGCCCUGACUGGAGCAUAGGCCGCCAGUCGGCCUGCUCAUGGUCAGGUUGCAGCUGUCAACCACGCGAUGAGUCUUACCAUGCUUAGACUCUCGCUGCUGCUGGCGCCGGCUGCAGCGAUGGAAAGCGCGCUGGGCGCAGAGCUGGCGACGUUGCCCUGGGUACGGUUCGUCUUAUCAGACCUCUCCUCCGCCGCGCACACUCUCCAGAAGACACUGCCGGAGAACUUUUUGCAGCGCGGGGAGUUUGCCAUGGCGCACCGGAGAGCCAAGCAGCCGGAGGAGGCGACUGCGCCAGAAGGUUCCAGCCCGCGGGCAGCGCUGACGCAGGAGGUGCGCGAAGCGCUGCCGGUUCAGGCGCAACCAGGUCAGCCGGAGCAGCCAGUUCAGCCUGAGGCGCAGCCUUUGCAGCAGAUACAGAGUCAGGUGAGUCAGCUGCCGCAGGCUCAGUCUCAGGUUCUACCUCAGGUUCAACCUCAGGCUCAGCCUUUGGUUCAGCCUUUGGCUGAGCCUUUGGUUGAGCAGGCGCAGCAGGCACAGCAGGCACAGCCGAUUCAGCCGCAGCAGCAAUCGCAGGUUGAACAGGCGCAGGCGCAGACGCCGCAAGUGCAGCAGGUCCAACCAGUCCAACAGGAAGCACCGCAGCCGGUGCAACAGGAGGCACCGCAGCCAGCGCAACAGGAGGCAACGGGCCAGCAACAGGAACCGCAGCCGGCACAGCUGCCACAGGCAGAGCAGGUACAGCAGGUGCCACAGGCGGCCGACCAGUCGGCAGCUCUUCAAAGCCAGCCAGCACCGCAGGUGCUUGCAUCGCAAAGCGCUGCCAAGAAGAUCACGCCGGCCACGAGGUAUGCGGCGACCUUCUCCUUGGCGCUGCUCGUGAAGGUCAUGUGCAUGUUGAGCAAUGUCGCCUGCCAUGUGUCACCAUUUCCUCAGGUGCAGCAGUUCCACAAGAACCACGACACCGGGGAGGCGGACGCGGCGCCCUUGAUGAGCAUCCUCUACUCGGGGGCCCAGUGGGUCUUCUAUGGGACCUUCGCCUUCUACAUGACUGGGAAGAGCGGCUUUCUGGUGUUGGUCUACGCCAACAUCACCGGAGCCGUGUUGGGCUCCUACUAUAUCUGGGGCUUCCAGAGGAACUGCCGCGACAAGAAGGCCUUGGAGCAGUUGCGGCUCUACCUCCGAGUGGCCGCGCUGAUGGUCUCCUUGCAGAUGCUGGCCAUUCUGUUCCUGACCAGCGGCAGCGCGCUGUUUCUCAGCGGGCUCAUGUCCUCGCUAUCCAGCAUUAUCGGGGCCUUUUCCCUGUGCUCCACUCUCCCGAAGGUGAUCAAGACGCAAUGCUCCGCCUCCAUCAACCUGGAGCUGCUCGUGGUGAGCAUCGGGUCCUCGGUGCUGUGGGUCAGCUGCGGGGUGAUGCUUUGGGACGUGUGGAUCCUGCUACCGACGCUCUUCUGCUUGGUCAUCCAGCUGAUUUGCGGGGUCUUCGUGCUGCUCUUUCCUCGGGAGGAGCAGGGGGACUUGAUCCACUUGCCUUCGAGAUCCCCGCUCUGUACUUGGGUAAUGCCAAGAUCCGAGAGAGACCGGGGCGUUCCGCUCAGCGGGCGCGCCCAUGCGGCGGCCGCGCAGAUCCGGGCGGCGCUCGCGGCCACCGCCGAGCGAAGGGACUGGCAGGACUACGGCAGCACUGCGGGUGCUGGCACGGGUGGCACCUGCUGAGGUGGCAGAUUCUCGGACGCGAGCGCUCGCUCCGAG